This is a messenger RNA of Gossypium arboreum, 384 nucleotides long. RefSeq lists its product as uncharacterized. Lineage: Eukaryota; Viridiplantae; Streptophyta; Magnoliopsida; Malvales; Malvaceae. The record is from RefSeq and is a predicted model, not a curated record. The coding region runs from base 1 to 384 and encodes 127 amino acids. The transcript has a single exon.
AUGGUAGCCAACUCGUUGAGUCGUAGGGUUAACUCAGACUUGAGGGCUAUGCUCGCCGGUUUAAGUUUGUUGGAUGAUGGUAGCUUGUUAGCUAAACUUCAAGUAAAACCAAUGUGGGUUGGGCAAAUAAAGAGUAAGCAGUUGAUGGAUGAGACCUUGGGUACUCGUCUUAGGCAAGUAAAGAAUGGGGAGACAUUGGACUUCGGGAUAAACUGUGAAGGAGUGUUGUGUUUCCGUGGGAGAAUGUGUAUACCUAAGGACAAUGAUCUAAGACAGUCUAUUUUGCUGGAAGCACAUAGCAGCUUCUAUGCUAUGCAUCCUGGCGGGAACAAGAUGUAUCGGAAUUUCGAGAAGCUUUAUUGGUGGCCUGGACUUAAGCGCUAG